Lytechinus variegatus (green sea urchin) is the source of this 1308-nucleotide messenger RNA. Its product is annotated as dual specificity testis-specific protein kinase 2-like. The coding region runs from base 1 to 1230 and encodes 409 amino acids. Lineage: Eukaryota; Metazoa; Echinodermata; Echinoidea; Temnopleuroida; Toxopneustidae. Gene Ontology annotation, biological process: actin cytoskeleton organization; protein phosphorylation. The record is from RefSeq and is a predicted model, not a curated record. Gene Ontology annotation, cellular component: nucleus; cytoplasm. Gene Ontology annotation, molecular function: ATP binding; protein serine/threonine kinase activity. The transcript has 4 exons.
AUGGCAGACAUCAGUAUGUCAGCUCAGAGAAAACGAAGAGCUCAACGCAUGGCAAAUCGGCCUCGACGACUAGCCCAAGGACCAGUGUCGGAUCACGGUGAUGAGAUCCUUCAAGCCAUUGAAUUAGUCAAAGCUAAGCAAGAAGCUGAAGCUUACCCCGGUGGUGAUUUCCUUGAGACGAAGGAUCAGGAAACCCACACUUCUGAAAAAUCGACCUCUAUUGUAAGCCACUGUGACAGCCAGUCUGCACCACAGACAUCUGUCCACGAAAACAAGAGUGUUGACGAAGAGGUCAUCAAAAUGCUGCAAACCAGUGUCACGUGUCAAACUCUCAAACUCAAUGACCUCUCGACCUUUGACAUGGGAUGGACUGUAAAGAGCCUGGUAACGCUCGUGGAGAUUGGGCGGGGCAGCUACGGUCGUGUCCUUCUAGCACGUCAUCGCUCUACAGGCGUCCCUCUUGCCGUCAAAGAACCGUCUUGGUCAGACGACUUUAUGUCGCCCGGUGAAAUGGUUGAAGAACUCAAGGCAACAAGGACCAGAGCUACAAAGGAGGCACUGAUCCAACAGUUGUUGUCAGGAAGUCCCUACUUUCCAAAGUUCUGGGGUACACUAGACCUCGGAAACGAACUCUGCCAGGCCGUCGAGUUUAUCGGAUGCAAGAAGACAGGCACUGGCUACCCUCUCCACGCACCACCACGGCUAUCAGUCAGCAACGUUGUCAAGAUCGCAGAGGAUAUCGUCAAGGGAAUGAAGGAGUUCCAUGAUCACGGACUUCUCCAUAAUGACUUGAAGAAUGAUAACGUGCUGUUAGAAAAACGCGGUAAGCGAUACAACGCCGUCGUCAUCGACUUCGGCAUGGCGAGCACAAUGACGGCACCAGCAAAAAUGGUUGGGGUCACCAAAGAACUGAAAAUGGCAUAUGUGCAUGGAGGGGAGGCAGACUACAUAGCACCUGAGGUUGUCCUGGAUGAACAGCCGACAUCAGUUGCUUCAGAUGUGUUUUCGAUCGGCCGUAUCUUUUCGGAUAUGGGAGAGAUAUUCGAAGAUCUCCACUCUCCCGUGGUUCGAACACUGACCAAGAUAGGAUCUGAGUGCAUGGCAAAUGAUCCUGAUCACCGCCCAAGCCUUGAUACCAUCCAAACUCAAAUCGACAAACUCCAACGGCCGAGUAGAUGGAGGCGUGUCAAGCGAUGGUUCGCAAAGAAACUACAUCUACGCAGAAAGUAGUCCCACUAUAAUUCAUAUUUUGGCACCAUUUGAUAAUAAAAUCACAUAAAAACAUUCAUUGUCCCUCAUUGUAUUCUU